CGUUAGCAAAGGUGGCUAACAGGAUUUAGCUAAGUUGAGCUACGUUGCAUCGCAGCGCGGAGAGAGAGAGAGUAAUCCCCCACUGGAGAAACCACGGACACGCACUCAGUUGCCACAACUUUGCGUAACGUAACACUUCGAGGCGAACACCGAGAGCACAAUGCCAGAGCCGGCUGAGAUGAGCGGUCCAGAGGUGGCCAAGACACCGGGAGGUGGCGCUCCGGGCAAGGAGGGGAAGGAGCCAGUGGCCAAUGGGCACGCAGGAGAGGGUAGCGACGCCAACCCAUUCGCCGAGUACAUGUGGAUGGAGAAUGAAGAAGAGUAUAACAGACAGGUGGAGGAGGAGCUGUUGGAGCAGGAGUUCUUGGAGCGCUGCUUCCAGGAAAUGCUGGAGGAGGAGGACCAGGAUUGGUUCAUCCCUUCACGUGACCUCAACAACCAGGGGGUGGGGCAGCUGCAGCAGCAGCUCAACGGCCUGUCCGUCAGCGAUCACCACAACAACCUGGAGGAAGUGGCGAGGAAGAGCAUCUUGAAUCCCGAAGCGAAGGAGUUCGUCCCGGGGAAGAAAUACUAGGAGUCCCCCUCACCCCCAUGGAGCCUCCACGCACGCAUCACACACACACCAGUUCUCGCAUAUUCUCAGAGACUCUGGCGGCCUCGACCGCACACACACUGAUUUCACACACACGCGCACACACACACUCCUACACACUUGAAGUCAAUGGCGUGCUGGCAGGCCCAGUUGGGGGGUGGGGGGAUUUCUUUUUCUUUCUUUAUUUUUCUUUUUGUUUCUUUAAUCUUUUUAUUUCCUGUUUGUUUCUUGUAAACUGAGGGACAUUGGGAACAGGGGUGGGGGAGGGGUGUAAUAACCAGCACCGCCCUACUGCGGGCGCUAGCUCAUCAUUGCAUUUCAGAUGACGCCGUCGAUGUCUGCAGAGUGUGCAGAUCUCAUUGAUGUCCCCUUGGAACUGAGGCAGCUACCAAGCAGUGAUACCAGGACAAAAUGUCAUCUAAUAAACAUGAAAAUUGUUAAUUUGUGUGCUGUCGGAUUUUAAAAACAUCGUCAGUAGGUCGAGGGUCUCCAUGACAGUGAGGUUAGAGAACGACUAACAAUUCAGGGGACUUGAUGGGUUUCUGCAGCCGCUCUGUUGCGUCGUCACGGUCAGUCAAACCCGUUAACGUUUGCUCCUAUGGUGUCAUAAGCUCCUUGUGACAUCACUGCUCUCGUGCAUCUAGAAAUGCGGGUUCUUAAUUGUAUCCGCGGCGGCUCCGUUCCAUACCAAGUACAGACCCCACCCUCCCUGCACGCUUGUUUCGAAGUGAUCUUAACAGACAUGGACGGGUGUAAUCAUGGAUAAGAAGUUAUUUUCCCAAUUUAUGUGGAAGUCCAUGUUUAUCUUUUGUCCAGUUUAUUAGAGCAGAAGUGUGAGUUUCUCAAUCAUUCAAGUUGAGUUGAGCAAGAAAAAUUAUUAUAGAGGAAAGGUCAGAGAUUUUUGAACCUUAAAAAAAACUCAGUUCUCAAUUUUAUUUUAUUUUUUUGUUCACGGCUUCAUCCUUUAGUUCACUUUUGGAUUUAUGGGGUGUAGUGAACAACCUUGUUACAGGGGAGUAUUUGGUCUGGAACACAGCCACUGCCUCUUUCUGCCGGAACAACUUGGUUUGUCCAGCAUCAGAUCAAGUGUCAUAUUCAAAUCAGGUUUUCAAAUAGCCUCUCCUCCUCUUCAUUUCUUUUUUUUUUUUUCUCUUCAUGUUUUUGAGGAUGAGGAAUUUUGUGUCUCUACUGGGUACAGUAACCUGUGGUGUCCAUUCAGUCCUGUUUGCAGGAGGAAACGUGAGGGGGCAAUAUUGUCACAGCCAAUCAGAAUAAAGCAGUAUGGCAGACAGUAUGGCUUCCUUGCUGUUCUUCUCUUUGUAGGUUGACGUCUUUGAGGAAGUUCUUUUAAACCGUAAAUCUUUGUUGUGGUCUGGCUUUCCCUCAAGCAUUGCCCCUUAGUGCAAGUAUAAUCUCCGUUAAGUUGUGAGCCAAUAGGAAGAAGUUAUAUAUGUGAGGAUGCUUUUUAGGAAACCCAGAUUCUAAUAAAUUAUUUAGUCCGUUUUUGUAGUUCUCAGCCAUCUUGGGUUGAAAAUGCAAAGGCAGUAUUGUCAUCCUGUGAUCUGAACAUUGUUCUCCAUGCCACUGUUCAUUUGUGGUAUUAACAGGGACAAUAAUGUCUUGUGUAUUUGGCUGUAUUAGUGUUAAGUAGACACUUGUGCACUUCAUUGAAUUUAGGUGAAAGCUCUUCUUUACAUCCAUGCAGCUUUUUUCCGAUUUUUCAGCCUAACAAGUACUCAAGUGUGUUCUUAAACGGCGCAGUAGAGACCGUGACAUCUCGGUUAAAAACUGAACUUCCUCAACACAGUGUUGGACCUCAGCUGUCGAAUGGCACCCUGGUGAAGCCAAUAGGAAUGUCCGCCAGGUGGAUUGUACAACAUGAAAUCAUUUUUGGUGAUUUUGUUUAGACGCGUUAGCUGACAGAAGCCGUUUAAAAGAGGAAAAAGAGGUCCAGACGACACAAAGAGUAUGAAUUUCAAUACAAAUAAAAAUAAUGAAAAAAGAAGAAUAAAGAUGUUAAAGACAAAA
Messenger RNA from Sebastes umbrosus (honeycomb rockfish), 2620 nucleotides. RefSeq names its product poly(A) binding protein interacting protein 2B (gene paip2b). Gene Ontology annotation, biological process: negative regulation of translational initiation. Lineage: Eukaryota; Metazoa; Chordata; Actinopteri; Perciformes; Sebastidae. The coding region runs from base 161 to 574 and encodes 137 amino acids. Gene Ontology annotation, cellular component: cytoplasm. The record is from RefSeq and is a predicted model, not a curated record. Gene Ontology annotation, molecular function: mRNA regulatory element binding translation repressor activity. The transcript is spliced from 4 exons.